CUGUCUAAUCAUCAAACGUCAAUGUCGGAAGAAAAAGAUAAACAGUACAUUGCCGGAUUAAAACUUAAAUUGAAUUAACAAAAUAUCGAAAUUAUUAUCUAAAAUUAAUGAUUUAUAAAUUACUUAAUGUUUGUGAACGAAAAGUGUAUUGAAUAGUCUUUUUUCAAUAUGUCGAAGCAUGACACUAAAUUGGAGACAGAAGAAGCGAAUCGCAUGUGGGCGAGUGCCUCCUUCGUAGGCGUGCUCAUCAUCAUCGGCCUGCCGCUUUGGUGGAAAACUACAGAAGUAUACAGGGUCGCGUUACCGUACGAUAAGAUAAACGCAUUCGACACCGAUUCGCAUUACAUAACAACGGAGCUGACAGUUCUAGCCAACGACGACGAGACCGCACAAGAAGUCGCAAGGCAGAUCGAGAGGGCGUUUCGAGAAUCAGACGUGAUAAAGCUCAAAAUCAGGAAGCAGGUUAUACCGAGUAAAUUACAACACUUACUGGAUUCGGUGGCCGAUGAACAGGAGGCGUUAGAAGAUAUUGGCGCAGCUUUCGAUAUAAAGAAACAUAACACGUUUUAUGUUGUCCAAAGAAAACCUUUAUACCAAGAUGUGUGGGUCGGGAACGAGCGAGUGGCGUUCUUCAGAGAUGUUAAAGCAUGUUCAACCAUCAUCCAAGCUCUGGAAAAGUGGAUAUACGAGCCAUCAGUACUCAUCGGCGCAAGGUCGGAGGUAGCGGACGCCGCAAGACAGAUUCGGUUCCCGAGCGGACCCGGCUACCACGUGGUGCUGUCUGUGGUGCAUCCGAAUCCACAGCAGAUGAAAGUGAACUUCAAUCCUCGAGACGCAAUUGAAGACUACAUCGGCUCCUUCGUCGACGAACUGUCCGAUUUGCACAAUUUCACACUCAAGUCCCAGUGGCUUCAUCUGCUGGACUUUGAUUUCGAAGCUACCGAGGUGCGGGCGGCGGGCGCGGCGGCGUGGGCGGUGCGGCGCGCGCGCCUGCCGCUGCUGCUGACGCGCCUGGAGGGCCGCGCCGCCACGCACGUGUCGGAGUGGCCCACGCUCAACCUGGCGCUCUACGUCGCGCCCUGCCACCGCGCGCCGCUCGUGCUGCACGACGAGAAUGAAAUUUCACCACCGGUGCAAGCCUUUAUGUCACCUAAGUGGGGGGGAGUGGUCUUCGGCAACCCCACGCCGGAGGAAUGUCAGGAGCGGGUAUACACGCCGCCCGUUAACCUCAUCAUGGGCACUUUUCUGUCACAAUUGCGGAAGUUGCUCGGCAUCACUGACAAGGCGGCGCUGGCGCGCGCGCGGCUGGCGGCGGCGCGGCGCGUGGCCCCGCGCGGCUGGGAGCGCGACGCGCUGCUGCGCCUGCGCGCGCUGCAGCAGCUCGCCUCCGCCGAGACCAGCCUCAAGUCGCUCGCCAAGCUGCUCGGUGAGAUCUCUAACAUCGUAAUAAACGACGAGGUCGGUGCGUCGAUAAACCUCGCCGUGAGCAGCAUCCACCUCGCCACCGAGCACAUGGAGCGGGGCGAUCUGCUGGAAGCUCACCGGUUCUCGCAGCAGGCGUUCCUGGCGGCCGAGACCGCAUUCAUGGAGCCGAGUCUCCUGGCCCUCCUCUACUUCCCUGAUGACCAAAAGUACGCAAUAUACAUCCCUCUCUUUCUACCAAUCAUGUUUCCCGUCGUGUUGUCGCUGAAGAACCUGCUGCUGUGGUUCCGGGGAAAACCCGUCCAUAAGGAGAAGACUGAUUAAGCUCUUAACUUUAUAACUUAUUCGUGUGGGUAUAAAUAAUAAAAAAAAUGUAUUACAA
This is a messenger RNA of Nymphalis io (European peacock), 1804 nucleotides long. RefSeq names its product GPI transamidase component PIG-S (gene PIG-S). The record is from RefSeq and is a predicted model, not a curated record. The transcript is spliced from 11 exons. Gene Ontology annotation, cellular component: GPI-anchor transamidase complex. NCBI's taxonomy places the organism in Eukaryota, Metazoa, Arthropoda, Insecta, Lepidoptera, Nymphalidae. The coding region runs from base 169 to 1746 and encodes 525 amino acids. Gene Ontology annotation, biological process: attachment of GPI anchor to protein.